Molecule: messenger RNA, 291 nt
Organism: Prorocentrum cordatum
Lineage: Eukaryota; Dinophyceae; Prorocentrales; Prorocentraceae
Source: the annotation of a GenBank genome assembly
GGCGAGCCGUGGAACAUUCUGGCGGCAGGGAUCGAGCCAUUGGACCUCCUCAUCUCGAGGUGGAAGAGGGCUCGCUGCCACGGUGACGCUUACCUGGCUGUCGGCGAUGGCCAUGCCAUGGCGCAGGUGGACUACCUGCCCGACGUGCGGCGGCUCAGCGAGGCGGAGGUGCGCCGCGUGCACGAGGAGGUCUUCUUGGAGCUGGUCUGCGACAGCGAGGGGCAGCCGGUCGGCGGGGCGCCUCCGCGCAGCCCCCCGACGUCGACCACCACUUCGGCCAGCUCCGCGGCG